AUGUACAAGAGCUCGGCGCAGAUGAAUCACUACAUGUCCAGGAAUGGGCUCCCGUCCCCGGAAAACACGAAUACCAGCGACUCGGAAGCAGACAUAGUCGACCUGCUUGACCGUAAAAGGCGGGAGCUGGACGACGAAAUCGCAAAGUUCAAGGCCGUAAAAGAUCGGGAGUUUCGCGAGUUUGAGAGGGAUUUGAGAUCCCGAAGGAGGAAUCAGGGCUAUGACAUUUCGCCUAGCAAGAGGUCUACUACAUCUGCGAAUACGUCCCCGUUGAGUUUGCUGUGCUCGACACAAAAUGGGACGGCCAACGGCUGGACGGCAGGACAUAGGUCGAAAAGAGAGGGCAAUGGUGUGGGCGAGAAAAUCACAAAGGCCACCGCGCCACUGAGCAAGCCCACCUUGUCGCUGGACAAGUUGAACAUCACCGGGGAAAGCGUGCUGCCCACGCACGGCAGCUUGAGUACACCACCGACGCCGUCGUUUCCUCCCAGGGGCUCACUCUCCUCGGACGCUUCCUCGUCAUCGGCGACAAUCACCCCUCCGCGCCACGAGUCGACAGACAAAGGUCCACCGACGCCGGCGGCGGAGAAGACGGACAGUUUCGCCGGUGUGUUCACGCCCGUGUACCUCCCCCUUCUGGAGUCCCAGGACCGGCCUCCGUUCGUGCGCAGCCCCCAGGCCUUGACGUCCGACGAAGAGGGGAAGAAACAAAUCCAGCUCCAUGAAAAGACAAAGUGUGAAGCCGAGCGACAGCGAGCUACGCUCAUCGAAUCGUCCCACAGCCUACCGGAACAGCCGGUCUCGCCGACGGUAAUUGCAGCAAAAAGAACGCGGUCGGCGCCGCUGAUGAGUUCCAGUGCGAGUGCCAGUGUCGGAGUAAGCCGGCCGAGUGCACUGCGGACGACGAGUGGUGGGCACCAAGGGCACAAAUACAAGAAGAAGCACGUGAUGUUCCAGCUGGCGGAUUCCAAGGUGGUGGAGCCGAGCAGCAGUUACGAAGAGAGUCCUGUGAGUGCGGGCAGUCCAAGUGGAAGUAUCAGCUCGACAUCGACCGUGAGUUUCCAGCAGAAAGUCGAGGAUGUGGAUGCCAAGUCUGGUCCCGGUGCCGAUCUCGAUCCCAACCUUGUCGGCGUCAACGGCCACGGUCGCGGUCACAUGCACGGUCACGAGACGAGGGGACCAUCACAGCCGCAGCCUUCGGAGGAACAACUUUCCCCGCGUAGUGCAAGUGGAAGUGCAAAUGCAAAGUCAAAGAAGAGCCCGAGUCUAAGAGAACGACGACGCGGGAAGGCAGGCCAAUUUCUGUCGCCCAUGCCGAGUCCGUUACCGAGCCCAGCGCCCAGUCCGACGAUCGCGGCGGACACCGAUCUUCUCGCUUCGGCUGAGGAAAGUGGAUUCUCUGGUGGGUUGACCGGUGCAGAUGACGGGGGUAGCGGCGUUGGAUUCUUCGAGCUCGACGAAGAACUGGCGAGUCCCGGACUGAGAGAUAGGCCGAUGCAGUCGGAAUUGGAAGAAUUGGAAAUGGGUAUGGGCAUGGACGUUGACUCGCAAUUGGGGGGUGAUGGGGAUGGACAGGCAGAGGGACGGGGGCGAGGGCGAGGAAGAGGGGGACGAGGACGACAACGAGGACGAGGACGAGGAGGAGAAAACGGUGACGACGAGAGCUCGAACAAGACGACGAUGACCGCGGGCAGUUUCACCUCGGGAAGCGUACCGAUUGACAUCGUCAGACCGACUGGGCCUAUGAUUACGUCUAGUUGGAUCGGCAGUUUCGGGCAUUGA
Molecule: messenger RNA, 1782 nt
Organism: Exophiala spinifera
Lineage: Eukaryota; Fungi; Ascomycota; Eurotiomycetes; Chaetothyriales; Herpotrichiellaceae
Exons: 1
Coding region: 1-1782 (593 amino acids)
Source: RefSeq, a predicted model, not a curated record